Molecule: messenger RNA, 1997 nt
Organism: Lytechinus variegatus (green sea urchin)
Lineage: Eukaryota; Metazoa; Echinodermata; Echinoidea; Temnopleuroida; Toxopneustidae
Product: RING-type E3 ubiquitin-protein ligase PPIL2-like
Exons: 18
Coding region: 112-1725 (537 amino acids)
Biological process (GO): protein polyubiquitination; protein peptidyl-prolyl isomerization; protein folding
Cellular component (GO): catalytic step 2 spliceosome
Molecular function (GO): peptidyl-prolyl cis-trans isomerase activity; ubiquitin-ubiquitin ligase activity
Source: RefSeq, a predicted model, not a curated record
UAGCUUUUUAAAAACUACGUUAGGCUUCAUCGAGAUUAAAGUCGACGGGGUAUUUCGGAAUUUUAUUGAAAUUUAAUUUUUACCUUGUUCAAGUAGAGUCAAUAAAUCAAGAUGGGGAAGAGACAACAUCAGUCAGACAAGAUGUAUCUGACUUCCAAGGAGUGGUCAGCAUUUUACGGUGGCAAGAAAACUGAAUCACAGAAAUCUGAGUUUCGGAGAUUACCAUUUGAUCAUUGCAGUCUAUCCCUUCAGCCUUUUGAGCACCCCUACUGUACUUCAGAUGGUAUCAUCUUUGAUCUUAUGAGUAUUGUGCCAUUCAUCAAGAAGUACAAGACCAACCCCAUCACAGGGCAGGCCCUUGAUGCUAAGUCACUGAUCAAGCUUCAUUUCCACAAGAACACUGACGGAAAGUACCACUGCCCUGUGACUUUCAAGGUGUUCAACCAGAAUACUCAUAUCGUCGCUGUGAAAACAACAGGCAAUGUGUAUUGUUUUGAAGCUAUUGAGCAGCUUAAUAUCAAGGCCAAGAACUGGAAGGAUUUGCUGACCGAUGAACCUUUCAAACGAUCAGAUAUCAUCACCAUACAAGACCCAAGCCAGCUGGAUAAGUUCAACAUCUCUACCUUCCAUCACAUCAAAAACAAUCUCAAAGUCGAAGAUGCAGCUGAGAUUCAAGCUAGGAAAGACCCAAAGUAUACCCUCAACAAGACAAAUGUGGAGACAGAGGACAUCUUGGGAACACUCUACAAAGAAUACCAGCCUACAGAAGAGAAAGAAGAAAAGAAACAGAAAGCAGAUAAGAUCAAUUCUGCACACUUCAGUACAGGUAGAGUGGCAGCUGGGUUCACCUCGACAGUUAUGGCCCCUCAAACCGUGCAUGAAGCAGCUGUAAUUGACGAAGACAUCAUACGGUAUGAGCGGGUGAAGAAGAAAGGCUAUGUUAGGAUGAAUACCAACAAAGGGACACUCAACAUUGAACUCAGGUGUGAUCUGGUACCAAAGACAUGUGAAAACUUCAUUCAGCUGUGUGCAAAAGGUUACUACAAUGGCACCAAAUUUCAUAGGUCAAUCAAGAACUUCAUGAUCCAAGGUGGAGAUCCAACAGGUACCGGAACUGGUGGCGAGUCAAUAUGGGGGAAACCGUUCAAAGAUGAGUUCAAGCCUAAUCUAAGCCACACCGGAAGGGGUAUCCUCAGUAUGGCCAACUCUGGUCCAGACACAAACAAGUCACAAUUCUUCUUCACAUUCAGAUCAUGCAAAUACUUGGAUGAAAAACACACCAUAUUUGGAAGCGUUGUUGGUGGUCUGGAUACAUUGACUGCCAUGGAGAAGGUAGAGACUGAUAAGAAAGACAGACCAGUGAAGGAUAUUAUCAUCCAAGACACUGUCAUCUUUGUCAAUCCGUAUGAAGAGGUUGAUAAAGAGAUUGCCGAGGAGAGAUUAAAACUGAAAGAAGAAGAAGAGACAAGAGAAAAGAAACCUUCCCAGUCUACAGCAAUAAUACCAGGGACGACAGACAAACCUCGGGUUUAUAGACCGGGGGUUGGCAAGUACUUGGCCCAAUUAUCAACGGAUACUCCUGACAGACCUUCCUCAAGUUCAACUUCAGAUCAACCAAGUAGCAGUGGAGUUACAAAGAGACCAGGAGAAGCAGAUAGCAGUAACCAAGGCAACAAGAAAAAGGUCAAAAGUUCAAUGAAUUUGAGUGACUUCAGUGCUUGGUGAUUAGACCCAUAAAAGCUGGGAAUAUUACUCUUCUGGAAAGAGACCAUGUUAUGCAAAAUGUAUGAUCUCUAUACAUUAGAGAUUUGGUCAUUGAUUGGAUGAUUUGUCAUUGUCAAUGGCCGUUUUUCUUUGUGGCAAUGGCCUCGGCAUGGUGUUAUAGGCUGAAAUAUUGUAAUACUCUAGCAAAUCAUGUGAUCAUUCCUUUACAUGGAAAUAUCCCAUAUGAUGAAAAAGGUAUCAAGAUCGAGCAGUGUUCAAAAUUGAGGUCAGUU